This is a messenger RNA of Trametes versicolor FP-101664 SS1, 591 nucleotides long. RefSeq lists its product as uncharacterized. The coding region runs from base 1 to 591 and encodes 196 amino acids. The transcript is spliced from 4 exons. The record is from RefSeq and is a predicted model, not a curated record. NCBI's taxonomy places the organism in Eukaryota, Fungi, Basidiomycota, Agaricomycetes, Polyporales, Polyporaceae.
AUGUCUACUCGUUCGGGUGCAAUCACUGAUGCGAUGUUUUCUGCUCACUGUCGAGGGGUUCUCUCCUUGAGCCCGGACCCCUUGCAAUGCUUCUCUGUGAUCGAUGCCCAGUUGCAUGGGGUGAUGCGUCGGACCCCGUCCGGGGAAUGGAAGUUUGAGCUUCUCGUGAAAGACGUGCCCGGGGGAAAGCGUCACGCAGUGGCAUUACACUGUCUUGAUGUCAAACGAGACUCGGUUUCCUCGAUCAUGAACGCGAAGUGCGAGGACUGCAAGCAAUCCCUGUGCAUCUUGUUUGAUGGAAACGACGCCAUGGAAGACUUCUUCAUGAAGUACAUGCUGGAGAAGCUGCGUUGGCAGGCCCGGCUCGACCGGCAUGUCGUCGAAGACAUCAUAUACUCGCUCCUCAAAUCAUUUUGCGACGUCAUAAAGGAGUGCCCCAUCAAUGCCACAGGAGAACUAGCAGAGGCUCACGAGAACGGCGGCUACGCAUACGCCGUUGCGUCGCUCAUGACGAAGCUCGGGAGCGAAGCCCAGGGUGUUACCGCGGAUGUCGUCGAACAGUUGAAGAGGUCUCUGUCUCUUGACGAGUAG